AUGACGAUGUGCAAAUUUACCGGACCAAAGGAUGCUCGGUACGAGGCCGUCAAAGCCAUUGUACAGGCCUUUUUGAACUCCGAACGAGUUCAGAGAACAGAAGAGAUAACUAAAAACAAACGCCGUGGCGCUGACGAUUGGCUAUGGUCUGCCGAAGGUCUGCAGAAGGCUAUUCGAGCCGUAGCCACCCAGAAGAGCCUCAGAAUGAAUGUUUUCCUAAUGGUUGAUGCACUUGACGAGCAUAAUGGUGACCAUGAAGGAAUGAUACGAUUCUUGCAGGACCUUGCGGCCCCGAGCGAAUCUCGCUCGUUCAGAUUCCAAAUCCUCCUAGCAAGCCGGCCCGAUCCACCUUUCAACGACCUUCUUCGUACCUACCCGCAUCUCAGCAUCCAUGAAUGGACGGAGGAGGACGUCAAAACCUUCAUUACCAGCUCUUUCGGCGAAGAUCUAAGCUUCCAAGAGUGUUUAUCAAAAUUCCACGACUGCGAGGACUUCCCGAAACUAGAGGCUGCUAUGGUUGGCAGAGCUCGAGGCGUGUUCCUUUGGGUGCGUCUUAUAAUCGAAGAUAUUCUGGAUCAAGUGAAACGCCGCAUAAUCGCUGAUGUUUCGGCAUUGCUUAAAAGACUAGCUAAGCUUCCAGACGAUCUUGUCGACUUAUACACCCGUAUCCUGAAGCGUGUUCCAGAAUCUGACAGCAUAGAUACCUAUAUCCUCUUGGAAACAGUGCUGCGUGCGAGACGGCCUUUGACAGUGUUGGAACUCGCACAGUACGAACUCAAUGUUUGGCACUUCAACUUCAUCGCAUACGCUAUAGGAGCAAACAUGUACCACUUUGUCGAAGACAAGCUAAAACUACGACCUGAGAUAAUGCAUGCAAAGAAAGGUCGCCCUCUACUAUUUUUCGCCAUUUGGACCCCCGGUGGAGCGGCUUGCACAGAGCCAAGGAUGGUACAGUUGUUGCUUGAUCAUGGAGCGAAAGUUCAGGAGCAGUGGGUCGAUGGGGAAGGCAACAAGAAAGAUGCUUUGAGGAGUAUGCAAUACAAAGAUUGUGAUGCGAGCGGCUACCCAAUUAAGGAGAUUAUGCUACUGCUCCUGGAGAACCAUGCAAACCCGAACCUUCUAGUGAUCGACUCCCAAAGCCGAAGCCGCCGACCUCUGGCCCAUCAAGUAAUCAUGAUGAACAUCAGCGCGAACGCCAAGAUGGAAGUUCUCCAGGCGCUAAAGAAGGCCGGGGCUGAUUUUGCUGCGCAAGAUUCAGAAAGGCUCAAAAUAUUAGACGUUUACUGCCAGAGGUUGCUUGGAGGAAAAGUGCGAGAGCAGUUCUCCAUUGAUGAACUUGAGUGGAUUCUCAAAGCUGGGGCACGUAUCACGGCGGGUAUGUUCAAUAGCGAUGGUUUUAAGAGGACUUUGCUAUACCAUGACGAUCUCCGUCAUCCCAGGCUGCUGCGCUACCUUUUCACGGUAGAGUACAGUACCGGUACUAUGCUUAUCCGUCCUAACCAUGUGUCUUGCUGGCGGGCUGGUUUAUUCGCGGGACUAUGUUCCAUUAUCGCUCUUUACAUCUUCUUCGCACGAGGUCACAUCUCAACCCUCCAACCAUUUCUCUCCGCCGGCUCUGCCUUUUCUGCGGACUACCAGAUUAACCUCAUCCCCUACUGGAAAGAGCUCGCGAGUUCCCUCGAAGCCGCGCGCCCAGUAUGUCCUCCCAUCAACGUCACGACCGAGGAAAUGCCCAAUGAGGAUAGAAACUUUGAACCGCUCAAGAAGAAAGAGAGACCGGAACGAUUGUUUCUGCCGGCAGAAGAUGAGGCGGAGCUGAUGCGUGCACAUCGCAGUAUGCGCGUCGCAGCCCGACGCCUAGCACCGCUAUUACCAGUUGGAGACGAGACCGGUAUCGUCACGACUGGCGGAUUGAAAUUAUUCCCUGUCUUGCUUGUAUCUCUACGCAUGCUUCGGCGGACAGGAUGUACGUUACCGGUUCAAGUUUUCCUCGGUGAUCAAAAAGAGUAUGAAGAAGUAAAGAGUACAUGCGAGGAUGUGCUACCGAGUUUAAAUGCAAAGUGUCACGUCGUUGAAGAUGUCUAUUCGACAGCGGAUGUUGCUAUCGCGCCGCCAGAGCACUUUCAAUUCAAAAUCCUCGCCAUUCUCUUCUCGUCAUUUAGACAUGUUCUUUUUCUCGACGCGGAUGCAUUUCCGGCACACGACCCAACACCUCUCUUCAAUUCUCCACCAUACACAACCCACGGCCUCGUAACGUGGCCCGGAUUCUUCGCCAACACCGCAUCCCCGCACUACUACCACAUCGCAGGCAUCGCCGUACCGCCACCAAACCGCGGCACAGAAUCAGGCCAACUACUACUGGACAAGAAGCACCAUGCUGAAAGUAUUCCCAUGAUGGUAUAUUACAACUACUUCGGCCCGGACUACUACUAUCCCUUACAAUCGCAGAACGGCCCGGGGCAAGGCGAUAAAGAGACGUUUAGCGCUGCUGCCAUGGCAGUGAAUGCGCCUUUUUACGGGGUGAAAACCCCCGUGUCAGCCCUCGGCAAUCAUGUCAAUGGACAAUACAUAUUCGCUGGAGCGGGCCAAGCAGAUCCCAUGCAAGAUUAUCUCUAUGACCCUCCUUAUCCAAACCACAUACAACCCGAAUACGAACGAAAUGAGGAGAAGAACCAAGUUAGAGCCUUUUUCGUGCAUACAGUGUCUCCGGAAACGAAACUCAAUCCGCUGAAGCUUUUGCGCGAGGGCGGCGUGGCAUGGGAUGCAAAUGGGGAUUGGCAUAGGAUAUGGGGAAAGGAGAAGAACGUAGUGGAAAAAUUUGGGUACGAUGUGGAGAAAAGGAUGUGGGAGUGCGUGGAGGAGGAAGCUUGCAGGACGGAUCAGGACGUGUGUAUGGAGGUCAAGGCUUUCUAUGCGAAGGUGUUUGGGACGAUGCCGGCGAAAUAG
Molecule: messenger RNA, 2946 nt
Organism: Alternaria postmessia
Lineage: Eukaryota; Fungi; Ascomycota; Dothideomycetes; Pleosporales; Pleosporaceae
Exons: 5
Coding region: 1-2946 (981 amino acids)
Biological process (GO): mannan biosynthetic process
Cellular component (GO): Golgi apparatus
Molecular function (GO): alpha-1,2-mannosyltransferase activity
Source: RefSeq, a predicted model, not a curated record